UGCCCACCCCUUUUACCCAGAUUUACUCGAUUACCACCAUCAGACUCGUUUUGAAGGAGCUGCGAGUUUGCGUUUGAAGCGGUGCCUACCUAUACAGCCAAGCAUGCAUCCAGCCGGAGGGAUCUCUGCUACGAUAUACGCCAACAGGCUCCGGGCAGAAGGCAUGGGCUCCAAGGAGCAGGCUGUGCGCUUCUCCAACCAGGACUACGAAGCUCUGAAACAAGAGUGUGUGGAGUCGGGCUGCCUGUUUGAAGACCCCUGUUUCCCAGCUGAGCCUCCAUCCCUGGGCUUCAAGGAGCUCGCCCCCUACUCCUCCAAAACUAGAGAUGUGGUGUGGAUGAGACCCACGGAACUGACUGAUGACCCUCAGUUCAUUGUGGAUGGCGCCACCAGAACAGACAUCUGCCAGGGAGCGCUGGGUGACUGCUGGCUCUUGGCAGCCAUCGGCUCUCUCACCCUGAACGAGAGGCUUCUUCAUCGGGUCGUCCCACAUGGGCAGUCCUUCCAAGACGACUAUGCUGGUAUCUUCCACUUCCAGUUCUGGCAGUUUGGGGAGUGGGUGGAUGUUGUCAUUGAUGACAGAUUGCCUGUCAAAGACACAGAGCUCAUGUUCGUCCAUUCAGCUGAGGGCAACGAAUUCUGGAGUGCACUUCUGGAGAAAGCUUACGCUAAGCUGAAUGGCUCCUAUGAGGCUCUGUCCGGAGGAAGCACCACUGAAGGGUUUGAGGACUUCACAGGUGGUGUGUCUGAGAUGUACGAGCUGCGCAAGCCUCCCAGAAAUCUGUACAGGAUAAUCUACAAAGCUCUGGAGAGAGGCUCCCUGCUGGGCUGCUCGAUCGAUGUGAGUGCUAAACACACUGGCGCACCAUCAAGACACGAACAUUGGUGUUGCACCAUCUUGAGAAAGCCAAUUAGAUUAAAAGCAUGUCUAUUCAUUUCUGUGCCAGACAAUCCUUACUCAGAUGAAGACGUCAUGUUUUUACAGAUCACCAGCGCCUUCGACAUGGAGGCUGUAACAUUCAAGAAGCUUGUGAAGGGCCACGCCUACUCUGUCACUGGGCUGAAGGAGGUUGAUUUCCGUGGCAACAUGGAACGCCUUAUCCGAGUACGUAACCCUUGGGGCCAGGUGGAGUGGACUGGUGCCUGGAGUGACAAUGCACCUGAAUGGGACGAGAUCGACCCUUCUGAACGAGAGGACUUGCAUCUUAAGAUGGAGGACGGGGAGUUUUGGAUGUCCUUCAGUGAGUUCACGAGGCAGUUCUCUCGGCUAGAGAUCUGCAACUUGACUCCUGAUGUUCUGAGCGAUGACGGUCUCAGCCACUGGAACACCAUAAAGUUUUAUGGCACGUGGAGGAGAGGCAGCACCGCUGGAGGCUGCAGGAACCAUCCCAACACGUUUUGGAUCAACCCUCAGUAUAAGAUCACAUUGCUGGAGGAAGAUGAUGAUCCAGAGGACGAUGAGGUGGCUUGCAGUUUUUUAGUAGCGCUCAUGCAGAAGGACCGCCGCAGAUAUCGGCACCACGGUCAGGACAUGCACACCAUUGGCUUUGCUCUCUAUGAGAUCCCAGAAGAGUACAGAGGCUGCCAGAAUGUCCACCUGAAGAAAAAUUUCUUUUUGAACCAUUCAUCGUGCGCACGCUCAGAGACCUUCAUUAACCUGAGGGAGGUGAGCACGCGUCUGCGUCUGCCCCCUGGGGAGUACCUCAUCGUCCCCUCUACCUUUGAGCCUGGGAAAGAGGCUGACUUUGUCCUCAGAGUCUUCACUGAGAAGCAAUCAGAAACAGAAGAACUGGAUGAUGAAAUCUCUGCCAAUUUAGCGGACGAUGAGGAAAUAACUGAAGACGAUAUUGAUGACUCCUUUAAAUCCAUGUUCGCCCAGCUAGCAGGAGAGGAUAUGGAGAUUUCUAUUCACGAGCUCAGGACCAUUCUGAACAGAGUCGUCGCCCGGCACAAAGAUCUGAAGACUGAUGGCUUCAGUAUGGAAUCAUGUCGGACCAUGGUCAACCUGAUGGACAAAGACGGUAGUGCCCGUUUAGGGCUGGUGGAGUUUCAGAUCCUCUGGAACAAGAUCCGAAACUGGCUGGUCGUUUUCAGACAGUUUGACCUUGACAAGUCAGGGGCCAUGAGCUCAUAUGAGAUGCGUCUUGCUGUGGAGGCAGCAGGUUUUAAACUGAAUAACAGACUGAACCAGAUCCUGGUAGCCCGGUAUGCAGAGAAUGAGAUGAUUGACUUUGACAACUUCAUCUGCUGCUUGGUCAAGCUUGAAGCCAUGUUUAGGUCUUUCCAGCAGUUUGACAAGGAGGCAUCAGGAGAGGCUGAGCUGAAUCUCACAGAGUGGCUUUACCUGACAAUGUGUGGUUGAAGAGGAGUCUUUACUGGAAGAGGGUAUAGAACAAAGGUACAGACUGCCACCAACCAGGAGCCCUGAAGACCCCUCAGCCUUAGAAACCUGCUGAUCCUUUAACACAUCCCACCUCAGCACCGAAUCUAGCAAAAGAGCUGUAUAACUAUAAACCAAAGUCCAACCGAGACGUGUUUUAGAAACUAUGCAAACCUACAGUAUGAAGCAGUCCAUGUGCCACAUCAAUCUGUCCUCUUUGUAAAAUCAGCAUGAGUCUGUGCAUGACAAAAAUCACUAGCUGUAAUGUGCAUUGUAAACAGUUGAUUUUAUAUUUCCUCAUUUUAGUUUUGCUGUCUGUAUGAAUAUCAACAGAUUUACUAACUGUUCUCUUUAUCUAAUAUUGGCAUCUUACUAAAGACUUUUUCACAAAGCAGGAUAAAAAAUAGAUGAAAUUUCAUUGAGGUUCUAAGUCUGUUACUGUAGUGCUUUAAAAAGGUAAGUCUUAUAGUUUCUUUUAAUCAUUCUGUACUUGUAUUUCCACUUUUCCCUGAUUUGAUCAGAGAUGUCUUUUAACAGGAAAUCAUGUGGUUUGUAGUUUCAUUCUUGCACCUGCAGGUGGCAGUACAGACCAAUCAGAUUUCAGAGUUAUGGGGAUUUUGUUUUGUUUUUUUUUAUUUUUUGGCAUUUGAUAAUGAAGUUUAGCCUGUUUAUAUAUUACAGUAUUUUUGAUCGAAAUUGAAGUCACGCAGCUGACCUAUAUUGUUUUUAUUUUGCACUCGGACUUUAGUUUAAGAAGCUGUUAGUGAAGUUGCCUCACAUUAGUGACAAAUACUAUCAACAGUCCACUCAAGUAAGAUUUGCAGGGAUCAUGAUACUGAAUGCCUUAUACAUUGCACCAUUAUGUUAUAAAUGGCUAUUAAAAUGUGCCAGUCAUGUGUUUCAUGUUGUGAAUGUAUGUUGUGCCUUCAAUAAAUAUUUACCUCAU
Molecule: messenger RNA, 3326 nt
Organism: Seriola dumerili (greater amberjack)
Lineage: Eukaryota; Metazoa; Chordata; Actinopteri; Carangiformes; Carangidae
Product: calpain-1 catalytic subunit-like
Exons: 22
Coding region: 104-2362 (752 amino acids)
Biological process (GO): proteolysis
Cellular component (GO): cytoplasm
Molecular function (GO): calcium ion binding; calcium-dependent cysteine-type endopeptidase activity
Source: RefSeq, a predicted model, not a curated record